Molecule: messenger RNA, 2080 nt
Organism: Alligator mississippiensis (American alligator)
Lineage: Eukaryota; Metazoa; Chordata; Crocodylia; Alligatoridae
Gene: QPRT
Product: quinolinate phosphoribosyltransferase
Exons: 4
Coding region: 654-1400 (248 amino acids)
Biological process (GO): quinolinate catabolic process; NAD+ biosynthetic process
Cellular component (GO): cytoplasm
Molecular function (GO): nicotinate-nucleotide diphosphorylase (carboxylating) activity
Source: RefSeq, a predicted model, not a curated record
CCCCGGGGGCCUCUUCCCCCCAAUAGGGCUCCCCCCAAAAAUCCAGCCCCCCACCUCUCCAUCCCUUCCCCUUCGUGUGACAUCAGUAUGGGCCCCUAACCAGUAUGCCCCACCCCAUGUUCCCUAUCCAGUUCUCCGUGACAUCAAUAGGGGCCCCUAUAGCUGUGUUGGUGUCACCCCAAUACGGGCCCCCCGGAAACCCAGCUCCCUCCAGACCCCCUGUCCCCUCCUAUGUGGGGGACACUCCUAUCAGCCCCCAUAGGAAGGUGGGUGUCACCCCAAUAUGGGCCCCCCAGAAAACCCAGACCCUCCCUUGCCCUUUCUGUGCGUGCGGUAUCAGCAUGAGUGACCCCGAUGCAGCUUGGUGUCCCCCCAAAAUGGGUGCGCCUAGAAAACCCAGCCCCUUCAUCCCCAUGCUCCCCGCCGCCUCCGAUGCACGUGACACCUAUGCGGGGCCCCUGUGCCCAUUGGUGUCACCCCAGUAAGGGUCCCCGUGGGCCGAGGGGAGGCUUUCUGAGGUUGCGCUCGCCUCUGGGGUGGGAUCUGUUAACACCCAACCGGCCUGGACUUUGCUCCCAGCCCCUCCCUGGACCCUCCCCCUGCCUGGAAGCUUCGCUCCGGCCUCUCGGCCCGGCUGGGGUCCCUGCCAGGCCAUGGCAUCGCCCCCGGUCCCUGCCCACCUGCUGCCGCCCCCCCGCCUCUGCCAGCUGGCCCGCGAUUGGCUCUUGGAGGAUGCCCCAACCUUCGAUCCCGCCGGGGCAGCCCUGGGUGACCGCCCGGUGACCGCCCAGAUCAUGGCUAAGUCCCCGGGGGUCCUGGCAGGGGGGCCCUUCGUGGAUGCCAUCUUCGCCCAGCUGGGCUGUGCCGUGCAGUGGGCGGAGCCCGAGGGGGCGUGGCUAACACCGGUGGCAGGUGUGGCCUGGGUGAGGGGCGGGGCCCAGGCUGUGCUGGCAGGGGAGCGGGCAGCCCUCAACUGCCUGGGCCGGGUCAGCGGGGUGGCCACGGCCGCAGCCCGGGCUUGCCGCCAGGCCCGAGAGGCAGGCUGGGCCGGGGUGGGCGUGGCCGGCACACGCAAGACCACGCCAGGCUUCCGAUUGGCCGAGAAGUACGGGCUGGUGGUGGGCGGGGCCGACCCCCACCGCCUCGACCUGGGCGGCCUGGUCAUGAUCAAGGACAACCACGUGGACGCUGCCGGGGGCGUGGCCCAGGCCGUCCAGGCCGUCCGGCGGGUGAGCAGCUUCAGCCAGAAGCUGGAGGUCGAGUGCCGCAGCCUGCAGGAGGCGCUGGAGGCUGCCGAGGCGGGAGCAGACAUCGUCAUGCUGGACAACUUCGCCCCCGAGACAAAGCUGCAUUGGAGCGUCCCUGUUAUCCCCAGCCCACCCCAGAGCCAGCUGCAUUGAGGGGGGGCGUCUCGUAUACUCAGCGCCUGCCCCACACCAGAGCCAGGUGCAUUGUGGGAACCACUAGACCCACCUCAGAGCCAGCUGCAUGCUGGGGUCCCCAUUAUACCCAGCCCCUGCUUCACCCCAGAGCCAGCCGCAUGGGGGUUUGGAGUGUCUCUGUUAUACCCAGCCUUGUUCUACCCCAGAGCCAGAUGCAUUGUGGGAUCUACUGCACUCACCCCAGAGCUGGCUGCAUCCUGGGAUCCCUGUUAUCCCUAACCCCACCCCACAGCCAGCUGCAUUGCAUGGGCCCCAGAGCCCGUGCCUCACCCCAGAGCCAGAUGCAUUGUGGGAACCAUUAUACCAACCCCAGAGCCAGCUGCAUCCUCAGGUCCCCGUUACACCCAGCCCCCACCCCUGAAGCCAGCUGCAUCUGGGUGUCCCUGUUAUCCCCAACCCUUGAUGCAUCCCACCCCAGAGCCAGCUGCAUCCAUGCCUCUGUUACACCCAGUCCCCGCUCCACCUCAGAGCCAGAUGCACUGUGGGAACCUUUAUACCCACCCCAGAGCCAGCCACAUCCAGGCCUCUGUUAUACCAAGCCCCUGCCCCAGCCCAGACCCAGCCGCAUGGUGGGAUCUGUGACCCCCACCCCAGAGCCAGGCACAUCGGUAGGGGCCUGAGCCACCUCCCCCCUCCCU